Molecule: messenger RNA, 1525 nt
Organism: Cannabis sativa
Lineage: Eukaryota; Viridiplantae; Streptophyta; Magnoliopsida; Rosales; Cannabaceae
Product: exopolygalacturonase-like
Exons: 4
Coding region: 1-1203 (400 amino acids)
Biological process (GO): carbohydrate metabolic process
Molecular function (GO): polygalacturonase activity
Source: RefSeq, a predicted model, not a curated record
AUGGCUGUGAGAUUUAAUCUAGCAAUAAUAUUUUGUUCUUUAUUAUUGGAGAUUACUUUUGCAACCAAUCCUUCCAUUUUCAAUGUCAAGGCACAACCCAAUAGUGACAUUAGUCAAGCUCUCUCUAAUGCUUGGAAACAAGCAUGUACAUCUACUACCCCAUCUGAAUUACUAAUUCCAAAGGGAACAUUCAAGUUAAAAAGAGUUACAUUAGAAGGACCUUGUAAGGCUCCAAUCAAGAUUAAUCUUCAAGCCACAUUGCAAGCCCCAAGUGACCCCAAUGGUUUCAAAGAUGGAGAUGGUUGGGUUACUUUUGAACAUAUUGAUAGACUAACUUUAAUGGGUGGUGGUAGUUUUGAUGGGCAAGGCAAAGGAGUUUGGGGAAAACAUUGCUCACAAGGACAAUAUUGCAGUAAACUUCCCAUAUGUUUGUAUUUGUAUGAAUAUGAACAGAAUGUAAGAUUCGACUACGUUACUAAUUCCAUAAUUGAAGACGUAAUAUCACGUGAUAGUAAACAAUUUCAUAUCAAUGUUUUGGGUGGAGAAAAUAUUACCUUCUCAGGUGUUCGAGUAGUUGCUCCUGAAAAUAGUCCUAACACUGAUGGAAUCCAUAUUGGACGUUCAAAUAGAAUUAACAUUAUCGACUCAAAUAUUCAAACUGGCGAUGAUUGUGUUUCUAUUGGAGAUGGUAGUAAACAAAUAACUGUUACGAAUGUUACCUGUGGUCCUGGACAUGGUUUUAGCGUCGGGAGUUUAGGAAAAUAUAAAGAUGAAAAAGCCGUAGAAGGAGUGAUUUUCAAGGGUUGUACGAUGAAAAAUACAAUGAAUGGUGUUAGAAUCAAAACUUGGCCAGAUUCUACAGAUGGUUUGGCAUCAAAUAUGCAUUUUGAAGAUAUUGACAUGGAAAAUGUUGGUAAUCCUAUUCUUAUAGAUCAAGAAUAUUGCCCUUGGAAUAAUUGCAACAAAAAGGUUCCAUCCAAAAUUAAGCUGAAAGAUGUUACAUUCAAAAAUAUUCAUGGUACUUCUACAUCAGCACUUGCAAUAAACUUAAUUUGUAGUAGUGGAUAUCCAUGCCAAAAUGUUACAAUUGAAAACAUUGAUUUAAAAUAUAAUGGACCAGAAGGCCCUAUCACUUCCAAGUGCAAAAAUAUCAAACCAAAGACAAUUGGCAAACAAAAUCCUUCUCCAUGCAAUGCUAUUUGAUUUCAUUAAUAUUAUUAUGACUAAAAAAUAUGUGGUUAAUUAUACUUGUAAGUCUUAUGAUUACUACUAUGUAGUCAAUAAAUUUCAUAAUUGUACUAUAUUGUGAGAUAUUGUUUUCACAUAUAUAUAAUAUACAUGCAAAUAUUAUUAAUUUGUCAAUGAAAUAUGAAUCUCUAUUAGUAAAUAUUUCAUUAAUUAAUAAAAAAAUUUACUCUAGUUAUAUAUAAUUUAUAUACUGAAAAAUUUCAUGAGCUCUAAACUUACUUACCCAAGAAAAUAAAAUAAAAACUUUCAUGUGAUGUAUUGGGGGAUUUUAUUUAAU